UCAAACCUACGCGUCCCAGUCUCAGGUGUCAACGUCAAACAGGAAAAUGUAUGGAGAAAGUGUCGAUAUCGGCCUUCUGGAGUCUAUUGGUCGGUAUCUUUUGGAAGAUGAUUUUGAAACUCAAUGUCCGGCGACUGAUGAUACUAUUAAUGUUGAUCAAUGGAUAACCUUUGAUCAGUUUUUGGAUGAUUUCGCCGUCGCUGGAGAAUUAAAUGUCUCCUUUCCGACCAGAGAAGUGAAUGCUGAUUCCGAAGUGGUGGAAACUAAACCCCACGCGCUGCCGAAGAAGGCGCAUUAUAAGGGUGUGAGGAGGAGGCCGUGGGGGACAUACGCGGCGGAGAUAAGGGAUCCGAAGAGGAAAGGUGCGAGGAUCUGGUUGGGUACUUACGAGACGCCCGAGGAUGCAGCGUUGGCUUAUGAUAGAGCGGCUUUCGAAAUGCGCGGCGCGAAAGCCAAGCUGAAUUUCCCUCACCUUGUUGGGUCGGAUCAGGUGGAGCCGGUAAGAGUGAGCAAUAACAAGCGGCGGUCUCCGGAGCCUGCUUCGUCUUCGGCUUGGUUAUCAUCGGCUUCGUCCACGUCGGAUAACGGAACUCCCACGUCGAAACGGAGGAUGAAUGAGAUUAACUCAGUUGUUAAAUCUGAGUUUGAACUAAACAUGUAUUAAAUCAGUUGAUCCUGACAGUUAUCUGAUAAAUGGAAAAAUUAGUGAUUUACUACUAA
Molecule: messenger RNA, 720 nt
Organism: Gossypium raimondii (Peruvian cotton)
Lineage: Eukaryota; Viridiplantae; Streptophyta; Magnoliopsida; Malvales; Malvaceae
Product: ethylene-responsive transcription factor 2
Exons: 1
Coding region: 47-664 (205 amino acids)
Biological process (GO): ethylene-activated signaling pathway; regulation of DNA-templated transcription
Molecular function (GO): DNA binding; DNA-binding transcription factor activity
Source: RefSeq, a predicted model, not a curated record